AUGGAAAUUUUACAAAAAUUCAUGAUGGUACCUCAAAAUAUCAUUAAUGCUCUUAAGACUAUUAAAUCCUAAACAAACAAAGUUGAAAAUAUUUUUAUAGAACCACUUGCUUAUUGCUAAAAUUCAAAAGUAGAAACAGUUCAAAUGAUAUAAAUUGAUCAAAUAAAAAAAAGAACAAAAUUAACUAUGAACUAAUAAACUCAAACAGAACAACAACCAAAAACUGGAUAAUUAUUGAGUAUUAAUUCAAUACCAAAGAUUGAUUCACAUUAGAAAAGUAAACUUGAAUAAGUCCCUUCUAAAUCAAAUAAAAAAUACACUAAAUUACUUAACAAAUAGAUAAUUUAAGAUGAAAGUUUAAGUAGAGCAUCUGAUUAAACAGAACCAUCAUAAUAUUCAUAUUGUCAAAAUAAUUUUUUAACAGCCUUAGAGAGAAAUGAAGAGGAAUAUAUACCGGAACAAAUAAAAGUACACCAAUUGAAUCGAAUAAAUUAAAAAUAAUACAGAAGCCAAAUACUCAAAAAUUACUUAAACAAAUUUAAAGAUAAAUACACAGAUGAGAAAUAAAUAUUAAAGUCCACAAGAACUUAAUCCUCAGAUGAAAAAUAAGAGAGUGUUGAUUAAAAAGAAUUAGAAAAUCACCAAUAAUAACAUACACUGGUUUGA
Paramecium pentaurelia is the source of this 666-nucleotide messenger RNA. The record is from the annotation of a GenBank genome assembly. Lineage: Eukaryota; Ciliophora; Oligohymenophorea; Peniculida; Parameciidae.